Molecule: messenger RNA, 696 nt
Organism: Drosophila erecta
Lineage: Eukaryota; Metazoa; Arthropoda; Insecta; Diptera; Drosophilidae
Product: lysozyme 1
Exons: 1
Coding region: 34-549 (171 amino acids)
Molecular function (GO): lysozyme activity
Source: RefSeq, a predicted model, not a curated record
GGAGAGCCACUUCGUGACUGGAGCCCGCUUGGAAUGGUCCGAUCAAGUUGGUCGCAAGUGAGACUACUCCCGUUGCUGUGGUUCCUGUUCCACGGGAUUCCCCUGCUGGCCAUUCGCCUGCAGCCCUGCGAACUAGCUGGCCAACUCUACAUACUGGAUGUCCCGAAAUCGGAGUUACCCCUGUGGCUUUGUAUUGCCGAAUUCGAGAGCCGCUUCAACACGCACGUUGUGGGCCAGGCCAAUGCGGAUGGAUCCCGGGACUACGGACUGUUCCAGAUCAGCGAUCGCUACUGGUGUGCGCCGCCGAAUCGAACGGAAUACUAUGCAUUCAACGACUGCAAUGUGAAUUGCACUCGCCUUCUGAGCGACGACAUCACCAUGGCCGUCCAGUGCGCUCGGCUCAUCCAGAAACAACAGGGCUGGACGGCCUGGUCCGUCUACCCGGAGUUUUGCAAUGGCACUUUGGAUGCCAUCGACGAGUGUUUCCAGCCAAGGAAUGCCACUGAUUUAAAGGCCGUCGACGAGCUGGCUGAGGUCAAAGAUUGUUAGAGAAUGUCUGCCCAUUAGGUCAUCACUGCCGAAAUAUGAAAACUGAUGUGUGCAAAAUUAAAAUCUCAAUUACCGUUUAAACUCGACUUGUUUUAUUGGAUGUUCUGCGAGGUCACAACGAGUUGCUUUUAGUGUGCUUAAUUAACA